Podospora bellae-mahoneyi is the source of this 2226-nucleotide messenger RNA. RefSeq lists its product as uncharacterized. Gene Ontology annotation, molecular function: actin filament binding. The transcript is spliced from 2 exons. Lineage: Eukaryota; Fungi; Ascomycota; Sordariomycetes; Sordariales; Podosporaceae. Gene Ontology annotation, cellular component: nucleolus; striated muscle dense body; catalytic step 2 spliceosome. The coding region runs from base 1226 to 2062 and encodes 278 amino acids. The record is from RefSeq and is a predicted model, not a curated record.
UUGUUCAAAAGCCGGUGCGACCGCUGGCGUCUUGGCUUCGUCGACAAACAUGGCCGAAGUCAAACCGGUCAAACAGCCGUGGUCCAGAUGGGUAGCACACCAGUCAUCCUCGUCGCCGCCCUCGCCAUUCGCGAUUUCGCUCGCCUUUGUCGGCGCAGGAGGCGCGUUGACGGGGUCCUCGGGGAAGUAGUGUAACAGGCGAGCCUUUGUCGUGGUCGAGGUGCUCACAACCUUUUCCAAGUAACCGUUGGGAUAACCGGCAAUUUCCUUCUCGGCGAACCUAUCGCACGCUCUAGCCACCAAAACGGCAACGUCAAUGAUCAGACGGCAAAGAUCCUCGACAGAGUUUUUGAAGCCGGGUAGCGUCGCAUCAUCCGGCCAGAUGUUGGGCGAGAGAUACUCAGGGAAGUUGUCAGUGUUGAACUCCUCGGUGGGUGCUGCGCAAGACAGCUUUGGGUCAACAUAGAAAGCACAGUUGGCAUAGAAAGAGCCCUUUAAUGUGUCGACCUGGCCGUUCUUGAGGGUUUCCUUUCCAAGGGACCAUCCGGUAAGGUACUUGGCCUUUUCAUUCUCGAGUUUAUCUGUGGCUGGUCAACUUUUUGCUCAUAGCCGCCAUGACCCUUCACAUGUAACCUACCCAGCUCAGACUUGGGGAGGUUUCCAAGGUAAGACGAAUAGGAGAGGGCAUGAUGCCUCAGACUCGCAAACUCGGGUGGUACAUCUUUGACAACCAAGAUACCCAGAGAAUCCGGGCCGAAUGCUUGCUGGAGCUUCUCAAACGACACCGUUCCUAGAGAUUUUUACACAUCAGCGAUUGCACUUACACAGAUCACCCCGCAAAGUGAUCCCUGGACCCUGACUUACCGUCCUUUAGCUCCUGUAGGGAGACAGUCACAGCCUGAGCAAUAGGGGCCAUUUUGAUCCAAAGAUGUUACAAGACAAAUAAUCCAACAUCCAACAAAAAGAGGGGAAGCAAACUUUUAUCUCACGAGAUCUACUUACACAUCUUCAAGCUCCCUGUACCAGGUCAGCGGGGCGGACCGCCAAGCAUUCCCACUGCCGGCCGACUUGCUCAAGGCGGCAGGUCCCUGUUCACGCCAAGACAUUUCCAACGCGCCUAUCGAUAACGAUAAGAUCAUCGUCACCAUCAUCAUCAACCACUUGUCCCAGCCUCACUGACGUUGUUUGCGACUACAGCAUCACAAUUCAUCCCUCCAUUGCGACAAUGGUCAAAGCACUCACCUUCAAAGGAGAUAAAAAACCAAAAAAGAGGAAACGCACCGGCGGGGCUAGCGGGAAAGAAGACGACGAUGACAACCGCCAGCUCAAAGCCGCCAAACCCUCCACCGAAGCCGACGCCGAUGCCGACGCCGACGCCGACGACGACAGCUGGGUGUCCGCAGACGUAACAGCCGACAUCUCCGGUCCGAUCAUGUUCGUCCUACCAACCGAACCACCAACCGCGCUGGCAUGCGACGCCAUAGGAAAGGUGUUCACCCUCCCAAUCGAGAACAUCAUCGACAACAACCCCAUCACCGCCGAGCCGCACGAUGUGCGGCAGGUCUGGGUGGCCAAUCGGAUUGUAGGGACAGAACACUUCCGGUUCAAGGGGCAUCAUGGAAAAUACCUCUCCUGCGACAAAAUCGGUCUCUUCUCCGCGACCUCCGAAGCCAUCACCCCCCUCGAGUCUUUUUCCGUCAUCCCCACCGCCGACACCCCCGGCACUUUCCAGAUCCAAACGCUAAGGGAUACCUUCCUUUCUGUGAGAGCGUCGCGGUCCUCAAAAGCGAAUGCUUCCCCUGAGGUCAGGGGGGAUGAGACGGAGAUUACGUUUGAUACUACGUUGAGGAUCAGGAUGCAGGCGAGGUAUAAACCCAAGUUAAAGGCGUCAAAAGAGGAGAAGGCAAGGGAGAAGAUUAGCCGGGCCGAGUUGGAGGCUGCGGUGGGGAGGAGGUUGGAUGAGGAUGAGGUGAAACGACUGAAGAGGGCGAGGAGGGAGGGGGACUACCAUGAGGCGGUGUUGGAUUUGAAGGUUAAGGGGAAGCAUGAUAAAUAUGGGUAGGGAGGCUGAUGUCAGAGCUGUUGUGGUAGGAAAAUGGCUUGGCUUAGUAGGGUUGGUGUUGUUCUAUACUGUGUAAUGAAUUUGGGAGUUUCGUUGAUGAAUCACGGUCUUGGAAUGGGAAGAUCAGGGUUUAAUAAAAGACUAAUUGUAUUCAUGGAUGGCGA